CGGUGCGCUGCGGCCGUUCCGCUUCCGCGUGGCCGCGGCCGUCGGUCUGUCCGGCCGUCGGUGCCCGGUGUCUGUCUGUCCGUCCCGGCCGUCGCUCGGUCCGUCCCUGGGCCGGUGCUCGGCGGCGCCAUGAACCGGCCGAAGGCGGCGGCCGUGCGGCGGCCCAGCGCCGUGCCCAAGCCCUCCGCGCACCCGCCGCCCGGAGACUUCAUCGCGCUGGGCUCCAAGGGGCAGAGCGGCGAGGGCAAGGCCGCCGUCACGCUGCUGAAGCCGGCGCCGCCCGGGCUGCCCUCGGAGCGCAAGCGGGACGCGGCCGCCGCCUUGGCCGGCCCGGCGGGGCUGCCCGGGCUGAGCAAGCGGCCCAAGCUCUCCUCCACGCCGCCCCUCAGCGCCCUGGGACGCCUGGCAGAGGCGGCCGUGGCGGAGAAAAGAGCCAUCUCGCCCUCCAUCAAGGAGCCGUCUGUCAUCCCCAUCGAAGUCGUCCCCACAGUGCUGCUGGAUGAGAUUGAGGCAGCAGAGGCAGAGGGCAACGAUGACCGUAUCGAGGGGGUGCUGUGUGGAGCUGUGAAGCAGCUGAAGAUGAACAGAGCCAAACCUGACACCACUCUCUACCUGAGCCUCAUGUACCUGGCAAAAAUCAAACCCAACAUAUUUGCCACUGAAGGGGUCAUUGAGGCACUGUGCAGCCUACUCCGAAGAGAUGCUUCCAUCAAUUUCAAAGCCAAAGGGAAUAGUCUUGUGUCUGUCUUGGCAUGCAACCUUCUCAUGGCAGCUUACGAAGAGGAUGAGAACUGGCCAGAGAUCUUUGUCAAGGUGUACAUCGAGGACUCCCUUGGGGAGCGCAUCUGGGUGGACAGCCCUCACUGCAAGACAUUUGUGGAUAACAUCCAGACAGCUUUUAACACAAAGAUGCCUCCUAAGACCAUGCUCUUGCAUGGAGAAGUUGGACGUAGUGGAGGGGACCUUAGUGCUGGGAGUAGCCCACACCCUUCCAUGACAGAGGAGGAGGACAGCCAGAGUGAGCUGCUGAUUGCAGAGGAGAAAAUGAGCCCGGAGCAGGCGGGCCAGCUCAUGCCCAGGUAUGAAGACCUUGCAGAGAGUGUGGAGGAAUAUGUGCUGGACAUGCUCCGGGACCAGCUGAACCGGCGGCAGCCCAUGGACAAUGUCUCCAGGAACCUCCUGCGGCUCCUCACAGCAACCUGUGGCUACAAAGAGGUGCGCCAGAUGGCCGUGCAGAGGCUGGAGAUGUGGCUGCAGAAUCCAAAGUUGACCAAGCCAGCUCAGGACUUGCUGAUGUCAGUCUGUAUGAACUGUAACACCCACAGCUCAGAGGACAUGGAAGUUAUCUCCAACCUGAUCAAAAUUCGUCUCAAGCCAAAAGUCCUUCUCAACCACUACAUGCUGUGUGUCAGGGAGCUGCUGAAUGCACACAGGGAUAACCUGGGCACCACCAUUAAGUUUGUGAUUUUCAAUGAACUAUCAAAUGCAAGAAAUCCCAACAACAUGCAGAUCCUGUAUACUGUGCUUCAGCACAGCUCAGAGCAAGCUCCAAAGUACCUGGCAAUGGUGUUCCAGGACCUGUUGACCACCAAGGACGAUUACCUGCGAGCUUCACGGGCUCUGCUGAGAGAGAUCAUCAAACAGACAAAGCAUGAGAUCAACUUCCAGGCCUUCUGUCUGGGCCUCAUGCAGGAGCGGAAGGAGGCCCUCUAUGCAGAGAUGGAAUUCAAGGAGCGAUUUGUCAUCCACAUAACCGACCUGCUAGCUGUCUCCAUGAUGCUUGGUAUCACAGCCCAGGUGAAGGAGGCUGGAAUUGCUUGGGACAAAGGAGAGAAAAAGAACCUGGAAGUGCUGCGCUCUUUCCAGAACCAAAUUGCUGCUAUCCAGCGUGAUGCUGUCUGGUGGCUGCAUACAGUUGUUCCAUCUAUCAGCAAGCUGGCUCCUAAGGACUAUGUGCACUGCCUCCACAAGGUGCUUUUCACAGAGCAGCCAGAAACCUACUACAAAUGGGACAACUGGCCCCCUGAGAGUGACCGCAACUUCUUCCUGCGCCUGUGCUCCGAGGUGCCCAUCCUGGAGGACACGCUGAUGCGCAUCCUGGUCAUCGGGCUGUCGCGGGACCUGCCCCUGGGCCCCGCCGACGCCAUGGAGCUCGCCGACCACUUGGUGAAGAGGGCUGCAGCUGUGCAAGCAGAUGAUGUUGAGGUCCUGAGGGUAGAAAGAAUCCAGCUGAUCGAUGCAGUCUUAAAUCUGUGCACUUAUCACCAUCCAGAGAAUAUCCAGCUACCUCCAGGGUACCAGCCUCCAAAUCUAGCUAUUUCUACUCUAUACUGGAAAGCCUGGCCUCUCCUGCUCGUAGUGGCUGCAUUCAAUCCUGAAAAUAUUGGUCUGGCUGCAUGGGAGGAGUACCCCUCUCUAAAGAUGCUCAUGGAAAUGGUCAUGACCAAUAAUUAUUCCUAUCCUCAAUGUACCUUGACGGAUGAGGAGACACGCACAGAGAUGAUUAAUCGUGAACUUCAAAUCUCCCAGAGAGAAAAACAGGAGAUUCUUGCAUUUGAAGGUCAUCUGGCAGCUGCAUCCACAAAACAAACAAUUACAGAGAGCAGCAGCCUCUUGCUGUCCCAGCUGACAAGUCUGGACCCUCAGGGCCCCCCUCGCAGACCUCCACCCCAUGUUCUGGAGCAGGUGAAGAGCCUGAACCAGUCUCUUCGCUUGGGCCACCUUCUGUGUCGCAGUCGCCAUCCUGACUUUCUUCUCAACAUCAUCCAGAGACAGGCCUCAUCACAGUCAAUGCCAUGGCUGGCAGAUCUGGUUCAGUCCAGUGAGGGCUCCUUGGAUGUCCUGCCCGUGCAGUGUCUUUGUGAGUUCCUGCUUCAUGAUGCUGCUGAUGAAUCAACCUCAGGUGAAGAAGAAGAGGAGGGUGAGAGUAAGGACCAGCGUGCCAAGAAACGCCAGAGACAGCAGAAACAAAGGCAGUUGCUUGGACGCUUGCAAGACUUGCUGUUGGGACCCAAAGCAGAUGAACAGACAACCUGUGAGGUGCUUGAUUACUUCCUGCGGCGCCUGAGCUCCUCCCAGGUGGCUUCCAGGGUCCUGGCCAUGAAGGGCCUGUCCUUGGUGCUGUCGGAAGGAGGAAUGCGUGAUGGGGAAGAGAAGGAUCACCCCAUGGAAGAAGACUCUGGUGAUUCUGAGCUGCUGCAGGGAUAUCAGUGGCUGCUGAGGGACCUCCCAAGGCUGCCACUGUUUGACAGUGUGAGAGCCACGACAGCUCUGGCCUUGCAGCAGGCUAUCCACAUGGAGACAGAUCCCCAGACCAUCAGUGCUUACCUGGUGUACCUCUCCCAGCACGCCCCAGUGGAGGAGCAGGGACAGCACAACGACCUUGCUCUGGAUGUUGCCAGACUGAUUGUGGAGCGCUCCACCAUCAUGUCCCACCUGUUCUCCAAGCUCUCCUACAGUGCUGAGUCAGAUGCAGUGCUCGUGGCUCUGCUCUCCAUCUUCUCCCGCUACAUCAAGCGCAUGCGGCAGAGCAAGGAGGGCGAGGAGGUGUACAGCUGGUCAGAGUCCCAGGAUCAGGUGUUCCUUCGCUGGACUAGUGGGGAAACAGCCACCAUGCACAUCCUUGUGGUCCAUGCCAUGGUUAUUCUGCUGACACUGGGGCCACCUCAAGCAGGGGAUGGUGAUUUUUACACCUUACUGGAUAUAUGGUUCCCUGAGAAAAAGCCCCUUCCUACUGCAUUUCUGGUUGACACCUCCGAGGAGGCUCUGCUGCUCCCUGACUGGCUGAAGCUGCGGAUGAUCCGCUCCGAGGUCCCACGGCUCGUGGAUGCAGCCCUGCAGGACCUGGAGCCACAGCAGCUGCUUCUCUUUGUUCAGUCCUUUGGAAUCCCAGUUUCCAGCAUGAGCAAACUUCUGCAGUACCUGGAUCAGGCAGUAUCUCAUGACCCACAGACGCUGGAGCAGAACAUCAUGGACAAAAACUACAUGGCUCAUCUUGUGGAGGUUCAACAUGAGAGAGGAGCAACAGGAGGCCAGACUUUCCACUCCCUGCUUACUGCCUCCUUACCAGCCCGCCGAGACAGCGCUGAGACUGCAAGGUCAAAAUCCAGUCCUGAAAACUCUCAAAGUCAGAGUCGGAUCCGGGCCUUGAGCCAGGUCCGUGUUCUGGGCCCAGAAGAUGAUCUGGCAGGAAUCUUGCUGCAGCUUUUCCCACUGACCCCGGACCCGCGGUGGCAGAACUCCAGCCUGCGGCCGCUGGCGCUGGCACUGCAGCAGUCCCUGGGGCAGGAGCUGGCCCGCAUCCGCCAAGGGGCCGCGCCGGAGAGCGGGGUCACGGCCAGCGGGGUCACAGGCACUGGGGUGACAGCCAGUGGAGCCACAGGCAGCGGGAUGGCGGCACGGCUGCUGCAGGCCGUGGCUGCGCUGCUCAACUCCGCGCACAGCGGCGCCCUGGUCAUGGCCAUGCACCGCCACCACUUCAUCUCCUGCCCGCUCAUGCGCCAGCUCUACCAGUACCACCGCUCCGUGCCACAGGACACUGCCUUCUCCUCGCUCUUCUUCAAAGUGCUCAUGCAGAUGCUGCAGUGGCUGGAGAACCCCGCAGUGGAAGAUGGUCCCCUGCGAGCUCAGCUGAAGGCCUUUGCUGUGCAAUACUCCUCAAGGCACAGGAUCACUGAUGUUCGAGGUGGCUUCUUGCACCUCACAGAAGCUCUUUCUUUCCGUCGUGACCCGGACUUGAUCAGCUCCACAGUCUGUGCCAUCAUUGCAACCCUGAAAUCAGGAGAGAAGUGUAAUGUGGAGCCAGAGCUCAUCAGCAAAGUCCUUCAAGGUCUGAUUGAAACCCACUCUCCGUACCUGGAGGAGCUCCUGACUGUCCUCUUCUCAGCUACUGUUGAGACCAGGUGUCCUGCCAUGAAACCAAUUGCUGUGGUGUGCUCCUUGUUGCUCCAGGACAAAGAAGAAACCCCAGUAAAGAAGGAGGUGGAGAGCUGCAGUGCUGAAUCAGCUUGGCCAGGGCCUGCCUCUGGCCUUCUCAAUGACUGGCUGGAGAUGUUGGACCCAGAGGUCAUCAGCAGCUGCCCUGAUCUACAGCAGAAGCUGCUGUUCUCCUGGAACAAAGCAGGGUCCCAGGUGCCCUCCUUCCGCCCCUACCUCUUGGCUCUUCUGACUCACCAGUCCAGCUGGACCACACUGCACCAGUGCAUCAGGCUUCUGCUUGGCAGGAACAGGGAGCAAAGGUUUGACCCAACUGCAUCCUUGGAUUUCUUGUGGGCCUGUAUUCACAUUCCUCGGAUCUGGCAGGGAAGGGACCAGAGAACUCCUCAGAAACGCCGUGAGGAAUUUGUGCUCCACCUGAAGGCAUCAGAACUGAUCAGCAUGGUGGAGCUGAUCCUGGCUGAAGCAGAGACCAGAUACCAGAACACUGACGAGGCCUCCUGCACACUCAUCCAGUCCCGGCUGCCGCUGUUGCUCAGUUGCUCUCAUGGAGACCUUGAGAACAUCAAAAAAGUAACAGAAUAUUUGACCAGCUGCAUCCAGCAGUGGGGAAGCAGUUCUGUGGGGAAAUGCUGCCAGGACCUUCUGCUGCAGAUAUACCUGCAACUACCUGAGCUCCUGGUCCCUAUGCCUGAGAUGCUUCUUACCAGUGAAGGAGCCAGAGACAGCAGCACUUGCAAGCUUGAUGCCCUGGUUCACAGAUUCAUUAACCUCCUCGCAGACACCAGUGACUCCAAGUCAUCCGAAAGCCGCGUGUGGGAUGCCAAUAUGGCCUGCAGGAAGCUGGCUGUGGCUCAUCCCAUCCUUCUCCUUAGGCACUUGCCAAUGAUUGCAGCACUGCUGCACGGCCGCGUUCACCUCAAUUUCCAGGAAUUCAGGCAGCAGAACCACUUGACCUUCUUCAUCCAUGUCCUGGGGAUCCUGGAGCUGCUCCAGCCGCAGGUCUUCCAGAACGAGCACCAGGCGGCACUCUGGGACUGUCUCCUGUCCUUCAUCCGGCUGCUGCUGAACUACAGAAAAUCCUCACGGCACCUGGCUGCCUUCAUCAGCAAGUUUGUGCAGUUUAUCCACAAGUACAUCACGUGCAAUGCCCAGGCAGCUGUCUCCUUCUUGCAGAAGCACUCGGAUCCACUCCAUGACCUGUCAUCAGACAACAGUGACCUAGCAAUGCUCAAGUCCCUGCUGGCUGGGCUGAGUCUGCCUAGUAAGAGUGGCAUCUUGGACAGGGGCUCUGAUGAAGAGAAGGAUGAAGAAGCAGCUGCUGGCUCUCUCCCCCUGGUCAGCGUGUCCCUCUUCACUCCCCUCACGCCGGCUGAAAUGGCCCCGUAUAUGAAGAGGCUCUCCAGAGGCCAGACAGUGGAGGAUAUCCUGGAGGUUCUGACAGACAUUGAUGAGAUGUCCAGACGGAGGCCAGAAAUUCUUGCCUUUUUUGCUACAAACCUGCAGAAGCUGAUGAGUUCUUCAGAGGAUUCCUGCCGAAACCUGGCCUUCAGCCUGGCUUUGCGCUCCAUCCAGAACAACCCCAGCAUUGCUGCAGAUUUCCUGCCCACCUACAUGUACUGCCUGGGCAGCCGAGACUUCGAGGUGGUGCAGACAGCACUGAGGAACCUGCCUGAAUACACCCUCCUUUGCCAAGAGCACGCAGCAGUGCUGCUGCACAGGGCCUUCCUGGUGGGCAUGUACGGCCAGAUCGACACCAGCUCUCAGAUCUCAGAGGCCUUGAAGAUUCUGCACAUGGAGGCCAUGAUAUGAACAUGGGGUUCUGGGAGUUCCACUUCCAGAGGACUUAAUUUAAUGGACUCAUCAGCUGCAUUUCAGCCCUUUAAGAAGAACACUGUGUUGCAACCCAUGUGCUGGAGGAUCAAAGAGGUGAUGUGGCAGGCCAGACUGGGCUGGAAAAGAAGAAGGUGCUGACUGAAGAUCAGAAAGGGGCAAGGAUCAAUCUGGCUGGCUGAGAUGCCAUUAUUGUGGGAGAAAAAUCUCCUAAACAUUGUGCCAAACAGGGACCACUUCCUUCUUGGGGUCUUGGGGCAGUGGCUGUUGGUUUGCUGUUUGGGUUUUUUUGUCUCUCCAAGAAGGCAGCGCUCCUGGGAGAGCAGAAGGGAGUGAGUGAUGGCCCUUAAUUGAAGUGUCUGCACUCUCUGUGUUGGAGAGAACAUGCAGAUUUGUGCAGGGGGAGAGACCACUUUGGUUUCUGGGGGUGGGUGUUUUUUUAUUUUAUAAUUAAAAUCCUCUUUGUUUCGAUUGUGCCUUUCUCUGCUC
Passer montanus (Eurasian tree sparrow) is the source of this 7257-nucleotide messenger RNA. RefSeq names its product integrator complex subunit 1 (gene INTS1). The record is from RefSeq and is a predicted model, not a curated record. The transcript is spliced from 47 exons. Lineage: Eukaryota; Metazoa; Chordata; Aves; Passeriformes; Passeridae. Gene Ontology annotation, biological process: U2 snRNA 3'-end processing. The coding region runs from base 130 to 6747 and encodes 2205 amino acids. Gene Ontology annotation, cellular component: integrator complex.